AACUUUUAUCACCGGGUCAGCAGUGUAGUGUUGAUAUGCCAACAAAGUUAGAUGUCAUUUGUACAUGACAACAGUAGACAGCGUCGACACACAGUGAACAGUAUCUCCGUCCGUCACAGUGUUCGACGUCAAGUAAAUUUCGGAUCACAUCAUGGGCUUCUGGUUGAUCUUGGCAACAAUAGUCCUAGUGUUGUUUCUCUACUACUGGCUCAUCGAGAAUAAGAAUUUUUUCGAUAAACAUGAAAUUCUCUACGUCAAACCGGUUCCCUUCCUGGGUAACAUGGCACCGAUAAUUUUCCGACAGACACCGAUGGUGGAGAACAUAAACAACAUUUACAAGUUAAAUAAGGACGCCAAAUACGUGGGUUUCUUUGAUUUUGGAUGUCCGGUUGUGAUGAUACGUGAUGUGGAACUCGCGAAAAAUAUAACUGUCAAGUACUUCGAUCAUUUCGUCAAUCAUCGUGGCUUCGUUGAUCCCGAACAGGAGCCCCUCUUCGGCAACAAUCUUUUCUCUCUCCACGAUGAGAGAUGGCGAUCGAUAAGAAAUCUUCUGAGCCCUGCCUUCACCUCCAGCAAAAUGAAGGGCAUGUUCAAGCUGAUGUCCGAUUGUGCUUCUACUUACGCUGAUUAUUUCGCUGAUCAAUCGCGAGAAAAACCGUUCGAGGUCAGCUCCAAAGACGCAUUUACUCGUUACACCAAUGAUGUCAUUGGUACCUGUGCAUUUGGAAUAAAAGUGGAUUCCAUUAGAAAUCGAAAUAACGAAUUCUACGUUCUGGGAAGAAAGGCAACAAAUUUCGAAGGAAUACAAUCUAUCAAAUUUUUUACAGUUCGAAGCUUUCCAAGAUUAUCAAAUUUACUCAAAAUCAGACUUAUCUCUCGUGAUGUUGAUGUCUUCUUUCAAAAUCUCGUGAAAGAGACUAUUGCUAUGAGGGAUGAAAAGGGAAUAUCUAGGCCGGACAUGAUCCAACUGAUGAUGGAGACCAGAAAUAAUAAGGAAGGAGAGGGUCCCAAGCUGACGAUUGAAGAGAUGACGUCUCAGGCCUUCAUCUUCUUCUUCGGUGGUUUUGACACUUCCUCGACAUUGAUGUGCUUCGUGGCUCACCAAAUCGCGGACAGGGCCGAUGUCCAGGAGAGACUCCAGAGGGAAGUAGACGAGGCUUUUGAUAAGCACGAUGGAGAUCCUCCCUACGAAGCUGUUGCCAACAUGGUUUAUCUCGAAGCUGUGAUCAACGAAGCACUUCGGAUGUACCCGGUGGCUCCGUUCCUGGACAGAGUUUGCAAUACAGAAUUUGAAUUACCCCCAGCUCUACCCGGAAAAAAGCCAGUGAUGUUGAAACCAGGAGACAACGUGUGGAUUCCAGUUUAUCCGAUUCAGAGGGAUCCCGAGUUCUACCCCAAUCCUGAGGUCUUCGACCCCGACCGCUUCAUCAAAAAUGGACGGUCAUCCGCCAACUCAGCGAACUCUUUGACAUUCGGUCAAGGUCCAAGAAUGUGCAUUGGAAACAGAUUCGCCCUUUUGGAGACUAAAGUACUGCUGGUGCACCUGUUGAGAAAGUGCUCGUUGAGACCUGGCAAGAAGAUGAUCCUACCUUUUCGCUUGAGCAAGACCAGUUUCGCUAUGACCGCCGAGGGUGGAUUCUGGAUGGAAUUCCAACGGCGAGAUGUGUAAACAUCAAAUAUAUAUAAACAAAAAAAAUUCUAUGGUGUAAAGAUGAUUUAUGGGAACUAUUUUUAUGGAACAAAAAGAAAGUGCGACGAUUUCAUAUCCAGAUUGAAAAAUCAUCGCUUUUAAUAUGAAGAUGUAAUAACCACUAGUUGGAAAUAAAUAUAUACAUUCCUAUACAUGCGAA
Diachasmimorpha longicaudata is the source of this 1850-nucleotide messenger RNA. RefSeq names its product cytochrome P450 9e2-like. Gene Ontology annotation, molecular function: monooxygenase activity; iron ion binding; oxidoreductase activity, acting on paired donors, with incorporation or reduction of molecular oxygen. The transcript has a single exon. NCBI's taxonomy places the organism in Eukaryota, Metazoa, Arthropoda, Insecta, Hymenoptera, Braconidae. The record is from RefSeq and is a predicted model, not a curated record. The coding region runs from base 152 to 1669 and encodes 505 amino acids.